Owenia fusiformis is the source of this 1314-nucleotide messenger RNA. The record is from the annotation of a GenBank genome assembly. Lineage: Eukaryota; Metazoa; Annelida; Polychaeta; Sabellida; Oweniidae.
AUGAUAAAGCAUCCCGGUGAAUUGAUUGGUCAAAUAUCACAUGACUUUGAUGACCAUCCGCAGAGUCAAACGAACCAUAUAUCUACUAUUAAUCUGGUGAGGUUCAUUGACAAAGGAUACCCAUCGUCUGUUGCGGAAUAUGGCGUCGAUUUAGGAGCCCAAGGGCGAUCAGAUGUAAGCGAAUUAUUGGAAGCGGGUUGGAAAGGAUUUAAGUCGGAUGGUCGCAUAAAGAAAGACAAAAUUAGUAAAAAGCUUAACAUGACAUCUAAAAUUAUCACUCCUAAAAAUGUAAAGGAUAUUUGUAAAAUGUUUAACAUUCCAAAGAAUGUAGGCGUGUUAAAGAUUGAUAUAGAUUCUUAUGAUUGGGAUGUUUUGAAGGCAUUUCUGGAGGCUGGAGUUCGUGCUGACAUCUUUAGUAUGGAAUAUAAUCCUGUAUACCCCCCAGGUAUCCAUUAUCACAUGAACUAUACUGAUGGUUUCAAGUGGACAUUUCUCUCAAAAAGGCCAAAGGAAAAGCAAAUAUUAUACGGGGCUUCGUUGCGUGCCUGGUAUGACUUACUUGAACCAUAUGGCUACACCCUUAUCGAUGCUGAUUGGUACAACACGAUGUUUGUGAGGGAUAAAUAUGUGGACAUCUUUGGUCCAAUACCAACAGAUGUAGAAACUGUUUGGCGAAAUGGGUGGUUCGAACGUCCAGGGAGACACACUCAAAAAGACUUAGUAACAAAGUAUUGGUUAAAUUACCCAAGACAAGAAGUAUGGGCAACUAUGGAUACAUCUGAAGUAAUAGAAGAAAUAAAAAGGCUAGAAAAACUCUAAAUUAUCAACAUAAACGAGGAAACAAUAGCAAAUAUAUACACUUUUUGACCUUUUUAAAACAUAGUCUAACAGCAAUGUUUCGAAUAAAUGGGAAUCGCGAGAUGAAGAAAUUCUCCCUAUGAUCGUAAACCAAAACAAGGCGAGGUGACUUUGUACACUGCAAUAAAAAUAAUGUUUUCGUACGAGUCAAUGCGUUUUGUAUUCAAGGAGCUGUCUAAAUUGCAAGCUUAUAUGUUUGCUAUUCACAUAAAAAAUACAUUGCAACCAACGACAUGAACUGACCCGGAAAGGGUCUCAAAUUUCGAAAUACACCACCCCUGUUCGGAAAAAAACGACAUUCGCGUUGUGAGAACCGUGGAACUGAUGACCGUGUUAGUGGACUUGGUGGAAGUCUAGGUGGCCUGUAACUGAUGACUUCGGUACACAAGUUUGCAAUUAGACACAGCGAUAUCUUUUGUAGCUGAAUCCAUUUUUGCACAGGCUAUAGACCGAUAU